GUCAUUUUCAACAUGGCGGCAUUCAGAGGAGCAUGCGGCCAAAUUUCAUUAAAAAAUGUUUGCAGUUCAUCAUUACCUCUAGUUUGCCGUCAUAUAAAACCAGAAACAGCUCAAUUCCAGUCUGUUCGAUUCGGCAGUAGUUUGAAUUUUGUUGUUGCUUCGCAUACAAAACGUGUGUUAACAUGUCACCACUUCCAUCGAUCCAGUCCUUGCUCUUAUAUCCACACGUCCGGUUCUCGAGAUAAAAAAGAUUAUUAUGAAGUCCUUGGAGUGUCAAAGAAUGCCGAUCAAGCAACCAUUAAGAAAGCCUAUUAUAAGCUUGCCAAGAAAUAUCAUCCAGAUAUGAACAAACAUGACAAAUCUGCUGCAGGUAAAUUUCAAGAAGUUUCGGAAGCAUAUGAGGUUUUAAGUGAUUCUGGUAAAAGAAAGGAGUAUGAUAGUUUCGGAAUGGGAGCAGGAGGAGGAGGUCGUGGAUUUCCUGGAGGUGGAUUUGGGUCUGCACAAGGCUUUGAGGGAUUUCAGAGUAAUAUCGAUCCCGAAGAGCUGUUCCGUAGAAUUUUUAAAGAUGCUGGAUUCAACAUGUCUGGAGGAGGUUUUGGGGGAGGUGGUGGUCAAGAUUAUGCCGAGUCAAAAUAUGGCUUUGCUGCUGCUACUGAGGCAAUGAUGGAUUUAACGUUUCAAGAAGCUGCUCGCGGUGUAAAUAAAGAAAUGCAUAUCAAUGUCAAGGACAAUUGCCCGAAAUGUCAGGGUAAAAAAGCAGAACCUGGAACAGAGAUAUCAAAAUGUCCACAUUGUAAUGGAACUGGCAUGGAGACCAUCAGUACCGGUCCGUUUAUGAUGAGAUCAACGUGUCGACAUUGUUACGGGUCUAGAGUUAUUAUUAAAAAUCCUUGUUCAGAAUGUGCGGGGAAAGGAAAAAUGAUUUUACGGAAAAAAGUAGUUGUACCUGUUCCUGCAGGUGUUGAAGAUGGUCAAACCGUCCGAAUGCCCUUAGGAUCACAAGAAGUUUUUAUCACAUUUAGAGUGGCUAAAAGUCGUAUAUUUCGACGAGAAGGUGCUGAUGUACAUAGUGAUGUUCAUAUAACUUUAACACAAGCUGUUUUAGGUGGCUCUAUACGAACACCUGGUAUUUAUGAUGAUAUUAUAUUAAAUAUACCAGCAGGUACACAGUCACAUGAUAGAAUACGUCUACAAGGUAAAGGUAUUACACGUGUUAAUAGUUACGGUACUGGUGAUCAUUAUUUACACAUCAAAAUUAAAAUUCCAACUAAAUUAUCUCCACAACAAAAGGCUUUGAUUUUAUCGUACGCUGAAACCGAGAAAAAAAUAGAAGGCACAGUGAAUGGUAUAACACAAACAAAAACAGAUGGAAAGGAAGACAAAGAAAAAGUGACGACAGGACAGAAAUAUUCGGAUGAUGAGGGAGAAGGUUUUCUGGACAAAAUAAAAAAGAAAAUAUUUGGUUAAAUGAUAGUUGCUCCAUAUACCACUGAUGAUUACGAGCUAUAGAAGAUGAUGAAGGUUACGUGUCACAGAUACGCGAAGCUGCGAAAGAAAUUUAUGAUACUGAUAAUCCUAAACAAAUGGCGGAUAAAGACAAUGUUUCCUGAUAGUAAACAAAUCUCUAUUAUCUAUACAAACGUAACACAGACAUUUUGUAAUAUUAUUGCACAAAACUAGGAUGAAGAUGAAAUAUCCCUUGAUUUCAGUCAGUCUAUGGCCUUUGAUUGGUCUAUGUUACAUGGCCCUUGAUUGGUCUAAGUUACAUGACCCUUUAUUGGGCUAAGUCACGUGGCCCUUGAUUGGUCUAAGUUAAAUGGCCCUUGAUUGGUCUAUGAUACAUGACCCUUGAUUGGUCUAUGUUACAUGGCCCUUGAUUGGUCUAUGUUACAUGGCCCUUGAUUGGUCUAAGUCACAUGGCCCUUGAUUGGUCCAUGGUACAUAAUAGUAUCUUUCAUCAUUUUGUGUUUGUUCAUCAGAUGAAGAAUGAGUGAUAUGUUGUUAAAAUGCUACUAAAUGUGUAGACAAUUGUUGGUUAAAAUAAGAAUGGUUGUCUUGAUAUUAAUUAAAAUUGUAAUGCCUCUACCAUACUUUUAUCUUGCUACAAACAGCUCACCAGCUUAAAAUUUUCCAGCCAGGUGUGGCUAUUUUCAGGUAUUAAUUAAUUACUAAUUCUGAAGUAAAGCAUAGUUGGCCUCAAGUUAUAGUUAUUCAUAUCCUGCAACGUAUUCAUAUCCUGUAAUUUCGGGCCUCCCAAAUUGAGCCCUGCAUUUUCUACAACCGGCCCUGAUCGUGGUUUGUAAGGCAUUAACAACCCCUGAAAUACCAGUCAGUGGAACUUAAGCUAAAAGCUUUAUUUGUAUUUACCAGUGUAUAUUAUUGAGUGUUUUUUAAUUAAUGUGUGAUGAUAGAAUAAUGUGAUAGAACAAUCCUGUAUAUACUUGUACUUGUAAAUGGAGUGUUUCGAUAUACAUUUUUGUUAUCGAAAAUAAGGAAUAAAAAUCUGUUAGUUGGGGAACAGUCUUCCAAGAUUUCUCUCAAGAAGCGACUAGUUUUGUUCAGUUCGAACUUUUCAGGCUUAAAUGAAAAAGUGUGGUUGCCCUCUUUAUAUAGUCUGUGAGGACCAGAGCAAAUGUGACCUAAAUAAGAUAACACAGUUAAUGAAAAUUCAUGUACUGUAGAUACAAUAAGCUGUAAUUUAAAUUAAUGAAUAUUCAUGUAGAUACAACUGGCUGUAAUUUAAGUUCAUGAAUAUUCAUGUAGAUACAACUAGCUGUAAUUUAAAUUAAUGAAUAUUCAUGUAAAUACAACUAGCUGUAAUUUAAGUUCAUGAAUAUUUAUGUAAAUACAACUAGCUGUAAUUUAAGUUAAUGAAUAUUCAUGUAGAUAUAUAAAUAGUAUAUUAUGUAAUUAUUAUGUAUUAAAGCGUGUAUUAUUAUUAUAUGAAAGAAAACAAAACUAUUGUUAUGU
Molecule: messenger RNA, 2970 nt
Organism: Patella vulgata (common limpet)
Lineage: Eukaryota; Metazoa; Mollusca; Gastropoda; Patellidae
Product: protein tumorous imaginal discs, mitochondrial
Exons: 12
Coding region: 13-1467 (484 amino acids)
Biological process (GO): protein folding; response to heat; mitochondrion organization
Cellular component (GO): mitochondrion
Molecular function (GO): heat shock protein binding; ATP binding
Source: RefSeq, a predicted model, not a curated record